GAGGGGCGGGAGGCAGGGCGGGGGCCUCCAGCCGCCAAGCACCGGGCAGCCCAGCCCCGAGCGGGCGGGGGGCGGCCGCAGCCGCGCCCCCAUGAACGCUUCGGUGUCGCCUAGCAGCGCCCCGAGGUGCCGGGCGCGAGAGGCGGCAUCGGGGGCGGUGCGGGCCGGGCCGGGCCGCGGCUUGGGCCGGGCGGGAGGAGGCCGAGGAGGAGGAGGAGGCCGAGGCCAAGGCCGAAGAGGAGGCCGAGGAGGAGGAGGAGGUAGCGGUGUCGCUGAUGCGCUGCGCCCUGUGCUUUCCCGCCAGGUGUUCUCCCUCUGGCUUCCUAUGUCCUGUGACCAGGAGGAUUUCUUCGCAGCGUACCUCAAGAUGAUGGCAAAUAUCGUCGUCCUGAACUUGCUCAUUUGUAUCUCUCUGGUGUUCUGGAUCGUGUCCAUGACCGCAAGUACGUACUACGGUACUUUACGACCCAUUUCUCCGUGGCGCUGGCUUUUUUCAUUCUCGGUUCCACUAGUGAUUGCUACGCAGGGUUAUAAGAAGAAGAGUCUUGAUCAUAGUGGUGUAUUGGGAGGAUUGGUGGUUGGAUUUAUCCUUACAGUUGCAAAUUACAGUUUCUUCACUUCUUUGCUUGUAUUUUUUGUUACUUCUUCAAAACUUACUAAAUGGAAAAAAGAUGUGAAGAAGCAAAUAGAUUCAGAAUACAAAGAAGGUGGACAGAGGAAUUGGGUGCAAGUAUUCUGUAACGGUGGUGUUCCUACUGAGCUGGCUGUCUUAUAUAUGAUAGAAAAUGGACCAGGUGAAAUUCCUAUUGACUUUUCAAAGCAAUACACAGCAUCAUGGAUGUGCUUAUCCCUUUUGGGAGCCUUGGCAUGCUCUGCUGGUGAUACAUGGGCUUCAGAGAUUGGUUGUGUGUUGAGUAAAAGCAAGCCAAGACUGAUAACAACCUGGGAAAAGGUGCCAGUAGGUACUAACGGAGCAAUUACUUUAGUGGGCCUGAUCUCAAGUUUGAUUGGGGGCAUGGCAGUAGGUAUAGCCUACUUUAUAACACAACUCGUUUUUGUGACUGAUCUGGAAAUAUCUGCUCCGCAAUGGCCCAUUAUUGUGUUUGGUGCAGCAGCUGGCUUACUGGGAUCACUUGUUGAUUCAUAUUUGGGAGCUACAAUGCAAUACAGCGGUUUCGACCAGAAUAUUGGCAUGGUUGUCAACCACCCAACAAAAGACUCUAAACACAUAUCUGGCAAACCUAUAUUAGACAACAACGCAGUAAAUCUUUUUUCUUCUAUAAUCAUUGCUUUGGUGCUUCCAGGCAUGGCAUGGUGUUUCUGGCCCAGGGGCUGAAAUAGUUUGUUUUCUGCAUGUGAUUCAUUUAUGUUCAGUCUUACUCAAAGACAGAAGAGUUCUCUUCGAACUCUUUUGAAGAGAGAGAUCUGAAAUUUUCAGAAAGUGAAAGAACUUUCUAUCUCAACUUACUAAGGCUGUAAGCUUCAUGUGGCACUUGGCAUGUCUCAGUGCAAGGAAGGCAUUUUGUCAAUAUGCUCUUGCUGCUCUUCAGAUGGAUGUAGAUCAUUGCCAAGUGAGGUGAAGCACUUCAUUUAUCCUCAUGGAGCUGAAGCACUGGCAUCUAUGUUCUCUCCAGUCCCCUGCAGCUGGAAGGGCAAGAACCCGGAAAUAGAAGUCUGAUCUACAUCAGUCGGUGUGAUGGAGCAGUGUGGCUAUUAUCCAGGCUAGACACAAAGUACACUGCAACUUUGUGUAGGCAAUGGUAGCACUGGUGAAAUGGGUGAAUUCUGGUUAUUUCCCAUAAUCUACAGUACGUAAGGGUUUAUGGGAUUUUUUUUGUUUGGUUGGUUGGGUUUUUUUGUGAGGGGGGGCAAACAGAGAAGUAAGCCUUAUUGCCUAUUCUGUAUCCUGAUACUAUCUCCACUUCCUUGAGAACAGGGUUCGUAAAAGUGGUGCCACUGCAUAAUGUUUGAAGCAAAAGAUUAAAACUCGCUACUUCUUCCAGUAAGAAUAAUAAAUUUCUCUGUGCUUUCUUAACAUCUUUAUUUCAAUACUAAUGAUACUUACGAAGAUUGUCAGUACUGUGGUACUCAUUAAAUUAUCUAAAGUUAAAGUUUACAGUUAUGAAUUCACAUUCAUCUCUUUAGAAAUAGAACAUUUUUUCCAUAAGCACACAAUUGUUCCGUAACGCUUAGCGUUCUGACCAAACUGUAGUCUUUGGUUCCUUCUCAGCAGUGGAAGUGUUUCCCAUUUUGUUUGGGGUUGCUAUUCACAGAUGAUGGCCUCAGCCAAACAAGCUACAGAGGUUAUCCUCACAGUGAAUGGGGAAAGUCUUACUUAUUCCCAUUUUGAAGUGGUUUAUUUAAUUUUUGGUGCUCAGGCUCCUACGUUAGGUGAUUCCAUCUUCCAUUAUUAAUUUAUGAAAGAGGUGUAAGUAAUAUAGCCAGCACAGAUUGUACUUAAACUUUAGAGGUACCUUCACAGUAACCUGUCACUGUCGACAUUCAGAAGCUAGAGCCCAUACUGUUAACUUUUAACAAGCUUUUCAUCUUUAAAGAUAGGUGAGUAUUUUAUAUUAAACAUCUGAUUUUUUUUUACGAAUGUCUGGUGUAUGUGGCUGUCUUAAUUCACUUGAAUUGUGUGUUUUGUCACCUUUUAUGGCAAUGGUCAAAAAUUUUAACACCUUCUGUGUUGAGUUUACUCUUGAAAUGUAGCCUAUAUAAUCUGGAAUUUAUCACUGGCAACAGUUCAGUGUAUUAUCCAAUUAUAAAGAUGAGAUUUCAAACUAGUAAAAGCUUUCUGAAAAGAACUGUUUGUGUGUAGCAGCUGUAUGUCUGUUCCUGUGGAAAGGCACAAGAUAUUACGAAAGGAAUAUAUGUACUUGAACUGUAACAAUAAACACGUGAGAUUUAUACGCAUUGUUUGGAUUUAUGCUGCUUCUAAAUAAACCCUGUAUUAGUUGUCUUUA
Molecule: messenger RNA, 2966 nt
Organism: Falco peregrinus (peregrine falcon)
Lineage: Eukaryota; Metazoa; Chordata; Aves; Falconiformes; Falconidae
Gene: FAABTP
Product: transmembrane protein 19
Exons: 6
Coding region: 92-1336 (414 amino acids)
Cellular component (GO): membrane
Source: RefSeq, a predicted model, not a curated record